Talaromyces stipitatus ATCC 10500 is the source of this 2514-nucleotide messenger RNA. RefSeq lists its product as uncharacterized. Gene Ontology annotation, molecular function: catalytic activity. The transcript has 2 exons. Bases 1 to 2514 code for a protein of 837 amino acids. The record is from RefSeq and is a predicted model, not a curated record. NCBI's taxonomy places the organism in Eukaryota, Fungi, Ascomycota, Eurotiomycetes, Eurotiales, Trichocomaceae.
AUGGGCCCGAAAAGAGGUAAAAAGGGCACUCCGUGGCCAGAACCACGGUUUGCAGAUGACCCUGAUAUACGCGCAUAUGUAGCUGCAGCCAUCAAAGAUCUCGAGGCACUGAAGAAGCACCAAGAAGCACUGGAGAUUGGCAUGCCCCGUGAGCUCUCUACUUCCGUGGUUGACGCGUUCUUAUACCUGGCUCGAAGGGUGAAGAAUACGCCUACGAAUGAGCAACUAGCGCAGCGGCUCGCGAAGGUCGAAUUACACGUGGAAAAGACGCAGAAAGAGGUAUCUCAGGCCUCUCGAGAGAUUACUACGACCAAAAGCAACACGAACCGCCUGGUGGAGGCAAUAUGCCACCCAACAUCCCCAGGGACACGUACCGCGAAAAAUUCUCCAAGCUUCAGUCACGUGACAACUAGCUCAGAGUCGUACGUACAGGCCUGGGGACGUAAGGUGCCCUCGAACCCUCCCACGGUCCCUAGCGUGGGAUUGAGUAGUGGAGGAAGCUUGCCAUCAACCCCAUAUCCAAGCCAGGAGGACCUAGAGGUCUAUCUGGAACAUACCGAUCCAAAUAUCCUCAACCCGAUACGUCGAUUCCCGGAUAAGGUGGUGGAGAAGGCAAAUCUCGCAAUACGCAGCACUCAAGACACCACCAUCGCACAUCGACGAAUUGCGGCAGCCCGUAUACUACCUAGUGGCGAUAUUAUACUCUUACUAGGCACAGUGGACGACGUCGACCAGCUUACCCGCAAGAAGGACUGGAUUAGGGCAUUCGGAAACGAAGCACGUAUACGAAAACGUACAUGGGGCGUCGUCGUACACGGCGUCAACACGAAUAUCAACCCCAAACAGCCUCAAUUCAUAACCACGCUUACCUCAGAGAACGCCCCGGUGUUCGCGCAGCUUCCAGCCUCUAUGAAUGUCACACACACGGGCUGGCUCCUAAGCGAGUAUAAGAUCAAGGAACAGAAGCUCACAAAUGCCCACCUUGUAGUCAUAUUUGAUGAUGAAAGGAUUGCUAAUUUUGCAAUCCAACGCGGCCUUAUUAUUAAGGGAAGACAGCACAAUGUCUCAAUAUACGACAAAGCAGCCAAUCUCCAGCAGUGCUUCAAGUGUCAGAUGUAUAAACAUAUCGCCAGGCACUGUCAGCGCCAGAUCUGCUGCGCGUACUGCGCUGGAUCUCAUGAUACAGGGGAUUGCCCUACACCGAAAGAGAAAGAAUACGCUAAAUGUGCUAAUUGCACCGCAGAAAAUGUCCAUAUCAAAGAUCCUGCCAAGAGACUCAAUACGAAACACUUUGCGUACGCGAGGGAGUGCCCGAUACGAGCUACAUGCCUCGCAGAGGCACAUCAACGACGUACAUACGGCCCACAAUAUCACACUCCUGUGAUACGACCUGGCAAUAGUCAGCCCGGAGCCAUCUCACCAAAUGACCCUACACCAGCUGAAGCAGCCAAUACAGAGCGAAGUCCUCGCGCACCGGCUCGUACAGCCACCACACGUCGAUCUGCCAACUCAAGAAGUAAGAGCGCAGCAGCCGCCCGAAAACGAGUGGCAGAACGAUCUGAGCCCGAGCCGAUAAGCCCUACAUCAGGUGACCCUACCAAUAGAUCCUCGAAAAAGCCUAUGAGAGCGCAGUGGGAUAAAGAUCUAGUUAUAGAUGCAGAUCCUAAUCCUGAACCUAAGACAGGACCUGAGACCCAGAUCAAAUAUACAUAUAACACACGUGCACGUCAGGAUACAAAGCCUCCACCAGGAACCCCGGUUCUGCAAUCAGAUAUUGCUCCACUAGAAAUUUCACAUGUGCAAGCUGUUAGGACUGUCCGCCGAAGUAAGAGUGUGCGUACGAUCCCAGACGAUGACUCAUCUGAGGAUGAACUUACCCAGCCAUCAAUCCACGAAGCCCCUCAGGAUCCAAUCGAGCCAGCUCAGGAGGCUGAUACGCUAAUGACCACGAACCUUGAAGACAGCACCUGGGCUAACAAUCACUUCCAUAUCCUACUGCAGCCCACACCCAAGGAAGAAUACAAGAAACGCCCACGAGUCUGUUUCUACGUCAAUAGAGGGCUAGAUCCAGCCACAUGGGAGGUCCAAUACCAUAAUAGAGAUCUGAGCACAUUGACACUUCAUACAGCCGCCCAUGGAACCAUCCAUAUUCACAAUGUAUACAAUCCAGGAGUCAAUAGCAACGAGGAAUCUGUAAUUAGCGCCCUGCAAACCGCCAUGGCACCUAGGGCGCAGCAUAUUGUAUUGGGGGACUUCAACCGACAUCACCCGCUGUGGGCGGGCCCGCGGUACCGACACGUUGACGAGGAGGCCACCGAAUUGAUUAAUCUUAUGGAUGAGCAUGGGCUCGAGCAGCUCUUGCCACCAGGCACGAUCACGUACGAGAGGGUUAACGCCAAAUCUACAAUUGAUCUGGUGUGGGCAUCGCACAAUCUAGCCAACCGGGUAGUGAGCUGCGACACCAAGCCAGAGUGUGGACGGAGCAGAUCAUGUCCCAAUCUCCACUCAAUUUGA